This is a messenger RNA of Stegostoma tigrinum, 1686 nucleotides long. RefSeq names its product zona pellucida sperm-binding protein 3-like. Gene Ontology annotation, molecular function: acrosin binding. The coding region runs from base 1 to 1686 and encodes 561 amino acids. The record is from RefSeq and is a predicted model, not a curated record. NCBI's taxonomy places the organism in Eukaryota, Metazoa, Chordata, Chondrichthyes, Orectolobiformes, Stegostomatidae. Gene Ontology annotation, biological process: egg coat formation; binding of sperm to zona pellucida; positive regulation of acrosome reaction. Gene Ontology annotation, cellular component: extracellular matrix. The transcript has 13 exons.
AUGCUUCAGUACCUCUUUGUGGGCGAGCACUGUUGGAGCUACGUUAUGUUGGAUUGUGGUCAGGGCACUUCAUUGCUACGAGCCUCUCUUCGUGACCAACCCGGCUGGUGGGCAAGUAAAGUGACCAAUGAGUCUCAACCAGAAGCGGCCAUUUUUUUCGAAAAAACAAGGUCUCAUUUACUGAACUCUUUCCUGAUAACUAAGUUGCGGUUCCUAUGGAAACAUGUGCAGGUCACUUUCAAUCAGUGUGAACUAAUCUUUACACUUACCCACUCUCCCAACCCCGAUACAUCUGUCCUGAGACUGUCAGAGUCAUGGAGUUAUACAGCAUGGAAGCAGGAGUCGGGAACCCUGGAUGAAAAAGGCUGUUACCAGAAAAAAAGAAGUUUCAGAAUGUCUGAGGGUGGGAGUGUGUCCCCACUGCAGACUGUGAUGGUGCAGUGUGGAGAGCAGAAGCUGCAGGUCAGGGCCCAGUUGGAUUUAUUUGGAACCAGGCACCUAAUUAAUGCUGCUGACCUGACCCUGGGGACAGAAGGCUGUCAGCCAACCAGGAUCUACCCUGAGAACCACACUGUCCUCUUUGACUAUGGCCUGCAUGAGUGUGGCAGCAGAUUGCAGAUGACUGGAGACUUCCUGAUCUACACCACCCACCUGACCCACAUUCCAAACUAUCCUGGAUCUGUCAUUGUGAGAACCAAUGGAGCUGUCAUUCCCAUUGUGUGUCGUUAUUUGAGGACGGGCAAUGUGAGCAGUGACCCCAUCAAGCCCACCUGGAUCCCAUUCAGCUCCACCAGGUCUGGAGAAGGGCAUCUGUCAUUCUCCCUGCGUCUAAUGAAUGGUGACUGGCUUACAGAGCGCACUUCCACUCUCUACUCCCUGGGAGACCUCAUUCACAUUGAGGCAUCUGUUUCAAUGGACAACCACAUGCCCCUGAAGCUGUACAUUGACCGUUGUGUAGCUACACUGAGCCCAGACAAGGACUCCAGCCCCGGAUACAGCAUCAUUGACUACAAUGGUUGCCUCAUGGACAGCAAAGCUGAGGACUCCUUUUCAACCUUUGUGUUGCUGAGAGACCAGCGGGAGCCGGACAAGCUCAGGUUUGACCUGGAUGCCUUCCGCUUCUAUGGAGACGAACUCUCCUUGAUUUUCAUCACUUGUCACCUGAAAGUUGCUGCAGUAGAUCAGGGAAAUUCCAGGAACAAAGCUUGUACUUUCCAGAAGCUGCACCAGAUCUGGACCCCACUGGAGCAAUCGACCAGUGACAUUUGUGCCUGUUGUCAUGUGGGGAACUGUGGUAGCACAGGGGAGAUCAUCUUCUCCUCCAGAGGAAGGAGAGACCUUGGACCUGAAGCUGGUAGGUCACUGACCCCUGAGAUGAUGGGGCUAUACAACCUUUCCCUGAACCUGACUGUACUGUUCUCUCCUGCAGAGAGUGAAGCUGGAUUGAAGUGGGAGGGUGAGGCCUCGCUUGGCCCCCUGCUCAUUGUGGAUCCUGAGCUGACCAGCCUGGCGACUGAGCCCCUGACUGAGGUUGAGCAAAGGAUGCAGGAGAUGUCUCCAGGCGGUGUGCAGUCUGAGCUGGUUGUGAUGCUGUCCCUGACAGUGACAGCUGUCUCCCUGAUCUCUGCUUUGUUGAUGGCCUUGAUCCUAUACAGGAAGCACCAGCCAGCUCCACUCAACUAUUGA